UCUGUGUUAGGUUCUCAAUUUUCUCGACUUUUGAGUGUGUUAUCAUGCCUCGCGCUAACAAAUUGCCGGAAUAUGCCCUUUUUGAUUUUAAUGAUGGGUCUGUGGAAACAGGGACAAGUAGUCUGAUUGACGUGGAGUGUGAUGGUGAUGAAACAUCAGACAGAAAUUUCCCGUAUGAUGUGUUUCAUUUUGUUUUCUGGCCGCAUCGGCCAUCCAAAAAUGCUGAAGAAGAAGAAAUAGUGAAACUAAAGCAAUGUGCCAAAAUUCUUCUUUUUGGUAAUGACUUGAUUCAACUAAAACACUAUCGUGAUCAGCUCGCCGAUGAAAUUCUGCCAGUUGCAAGUUUUGGGAAGAUCAGAGAAAAAAUCUGGGAGAAAACUGACAAACCUGACGAGAAAAUUAAUGGCCAGAUUCAGAUAGCCCUAGGUAGUGGGGAACGCCAGUCUAAGAGAUUAAAGGAAAAAAAGUAUUCGAGGGAAGAAACCAGAGACACAAGUAAACCAAAAACAGCAAAGCAAUCUGUGGUGAGAAAAACAGGCGUGAAAAAGAAGAAUGCCAUCCAAAAAAGCGAAGAAACCUUGAAAAAAAUUACGGAGCAGAAGGCUCUUUUCGACAAUUUUGAUGAGAAGCCUAGCGACCACACAUUCCAAGAGCCAGUCAAAAGAAAGAGAACUAGUGAAUUUUUGGGAGAAUCGACAGCCACAACGCAAUUAGAAACUGAUGGUGUCCGUUCAGCAGGCAGGGCUGGCAGCGAAGUAAACAAAUUCAUUUCGUCUCCAAAAACUCGAAAAUUGUCAUCGUCUUCUGCAUUUUCGCCUGCGACGAGUGACGAAGAAAGCUCUGAUGGCCCUGAAAAGAAAUCCAUUUCAUAA
Messenger RNA from Daphnia magna, 872 nucleotides. RefSeq lists its product as uncharacterized. Bases 45 to 872 code for a protein of 275 amino acids. The transcript is spliced from 4 exons. The record is from RefSeq and is a predicted model, not a curated record. Lineage: Eukaryota; Metazoa; Arthropoda; Branchiopoda; Diplostraca; Daphniidae.